This is a messenger RNA of Parasteatoda tepidariorum (common house spider), 6629 nucleotides long. RefSeq lists its product as uncharacterized. Lineage: Eukaryota; Metazoa; Arthropoda; Arachnida; Araneae; Theridiidae. Gene Ontology annotation, molecular function: helicase activity; RNA binding; zinc ion binding. Gene Ontology annotation, cellular component: intracellular anatomical structure. The record is from RefSeq and is a predicted model, not a curated record.
AUUAACAUAAGGUAUGUAAUCAAGAUAAACUUAAAGUAAGCGCAGUUGUUACUAAUCUUGAAUAAAAUACACUUAUUUCAGAUGGAUGGUCACUAUUUAUUUUACUUGCUCUAUUAACUGUUGUAUUUUUUUGUCUAUUCUUGCGGUGUAAUGAUCUAGAGCAAUUAUAAAAGUAUAAUAAACUAUUGUUAUCACUACGAUUUUAGGUAAUUCCCCUUUUCUGUCAUUAUUUGUGUAUGAGGAGGAAUUGGAAACGAGGGAGAGGUCAGUAUAAAAAUUGUUACCCAGAUUCCCGUGAAAGAGCACCACCUGAUCAUGAAAGAUAUUCCACUCACCGAUCAUUUUCGAGAGGAAAAGAAGUAGAGUGCAGUGAUCCAGAAUUUCAAUCCUUACAUAGUCAACGAAAAUUUCAAAAUCCCACUUAUUCGCAACAUAGAUCUCAUUCCUCAGGCUAUAGAUCAGUGGAUUAUAAUCCAGAUAAUUAUUCAGACAAAAUGGCAUCGAAUAAUAAUAAUUUUAAACCUUAUUCACCAUCAGAUGAUAAUGAAAAUGAACCAAUGAGUAUUUUAGAUGAGACAAGUUCUUUCCUUGAAAGGCUCAGAAAUCAAAAACCAUCUGAAUUUAUUAUAGAAUAUAGAAAAAAAAUUGAUUUCCUUUUGGAACAGUCUACUAAAAAAAAUUUAGAGAAUGUUGAAAGAAUGCACGCAUAUAAGCAACAAGGAACGCCGAGUGAUAUUUUUCAGGCACAUGUCCAUAAUUUGCAUCUCCAAAGGGAAGAGUUUGAAAAUUUUGUAAAAAGUGCUAAGCAAAAAUUAUCUUCUUUGUUAUCUUGUGAAAUGAUUGAAAUUUUGCAAAAAGGUGAUUCAAUUCUUGAAUCUGUAAAAAGUGAGUGUAAGCUUUUUGAUAAAGUUCUCCCUGGUUACAGUCUAAAAAGUUCAUUAGUUUCUAAAUUAAAUGAUAACAGGGUUAUCAUUGUAUCAUCUGAUUCUAUGUACUAUCUAAAUGUUGUUUUCCCGAUUUUAUUGAAAAAUGAGUACCCCAACCACCUAUUGUUGUCCUGUGAAGCUAAUGAGAUAUUAAGCUCCAGUUUGAAAAUUAAUGUGAAUAACCUGUGUCCCAAAAGUAGUAGAUCAGGUGGGAAGGGAAAUGAUAUAAGGUUCUUUACUGCUGAGGAGUUGCUGAAUUUUAUUUUAAAAGAUCCUAAAAUAGUUAAUAGAGAAAAGGAUUUUAUUUCGAUUUGCAGAUUACCCUUAAAACGCACCAUUAUAGUUGACAUGUUAUUAGCUAAGUUGAAAGAUGUAUUGGAGGAUCAACAAGAUUCUAAACUCAUUUUAUUAUUAUCAUCAUGUGAUAAAUCUGUAAAGUAUGAAAGCUACUUUUCUGAUUAUGAAGUGGAUAUUAUCACGCCACCUUGCCUUACAUUUCCUGCUUCUACCGUCUGGAAAAAAUCACCUCUGUUACCUACAGAUGAUUAUAUUGAUGAUGUUGUUAAAACUAUUGUAUCCAUUCAUUCUUUAAAUGAAGAUGGAGAUAUUAUGGUAUUUCUACCAUCCAUUCCUGAUAUUCAGUCUGCUUCAGUGGCCUUGCGAGCAAAGCUAAAUUCUUUGUCCUUUACCGAUUUAGAUUUUGCUUUGCUUCAUGAAAACAGAACUCAACCUGAGCAAAUGAAAUGGUUAAACAUGUGCUAUCAGAAACAAUCCAAAAAUAGAGUUGUAUUUUUAGUUACAGACUGUGCCGAAUCAUUUGUAAUUCCCUCUGUUUCGUAUGUAAUUGAUUGUGGGUUAAAAAGAGAGCCAUUGUAUGAUCCUAGUAAAAAAUUGGAUGUUUUAACUACUCACUUCAUUUCUUGCGAUAGAGCAAAGUUGCUCAAAAAAAUAGCCGGUGCUCUUGCUAGCAAUGGUGUUUGCUAUCGAUUGUAUAGCAAAGAAAAUUUUUGUGAUGAAAUGCCUGCAUCAGAAUGUCCUGAAAUUCUUACUAUUGAUCCUUUUAAUGCCAUGAUAAAAGUAUAUCAGUAUGAACCUUACAGUGCUGCUGCUAUAGAAUUUGUGGAAAACCUCCCUUCAGAAACCAAAUCUCGUGCUCUGAAUUUAUUAAAAAAAUCAAAUGCCAUCAAAGAUAAUAAACUAACUAAAUUAGGUGAAAGAAUAAUAAAGCUCCCUUUUCCUCCGUUAUAUUCGAAAGUUAUUUCUGUUGGUAUAGAAUGGGAAUUGGGAUUUGAAGCUGUUAUACUUGUUGCAUUUUUGUCAGUAAAAGGAAGAAUUUUCAAAUAUUUCAAUGAUACAGAAUUACAGAGAAAAGUUGAUGCUGUAAAGUGCCAAUUGAAUCAGAGUGAAAGUGAUACAAUUUCUUACCUUUAUAUUUAUAAAUUAUGGCUGGAAAAUAACUCAAGUGCUUCAUGGUGUGAAAAAAUGUAUCUUAAUUCUGAUACAUUAAAGCAUGUCCAUGUGAAAGUAGGAGAAAUCUGUCAAAUCGUUGAAGAUAAUCUGAAAAAAAAUAUAACUCGUGAGUUUAAAGAUGAGGAUGUAACUUCUUCAUUACUUGAUUUAUUAUUUGAAUGUUUCAAAAUGAAUCUCUGUGUUUUUACUGGACAUCACCGAAGUGGUUACAGGAUGCUUUCCUCUCGAUGUGUUUCCUUUUUACAUCCUUCCUCUAUUAUAUGCCAAACUGAGAAGUUGCCCGAGUUUAUUGUAUUCGACCAUAUGAUUUCUACUACCAGAGAUUUUUUAAUUAAUAUUACUGCUAUACCAAAAGAUAUCGUUAUGAGUGCUUUGACUACUGAACAGUCGUUAGAUUUCGAUUACUCGGACAUGUUUGAAAAUACUUUAGUUGAGAAAGUUAUUGAACCUGUUGGAGAAAGAAUUAUUAAGCAAGUUCUGCUUGGCAAGAAAGGACGCAAAUUGAAAGAAACUGAAAACAAAAUUAAAGCUACUCUAUCAGACGAGUCUAUUGUAAUUGAUCCAUCCAUAGAAAAAGGACGAAUUAGUGUGUUUGCUUCUGAAGCUUGUAUUGAUGAGGCAGUAAGAGUUCUUGAAGAUAUUAUCAAACAAGAAAAUGAAAAUCUUUUGAAUUCUGAAGAAACUCAUCUUCUUAAAAUGAUAAAUGGUAAUGUUGUUAUACCAGUUGAGUUAAAAUGGUUAAAGGGUGGAAAAAUAAAAUCUUUGAUGGUAAAGCAUAAUAGUACAACUGAAAGCCAAGAUAGUUUAGGUGAUAAAAAACAAGCAGAUAAUGUACCUUAUUCUAUCAAAAAAUCUAUUAAUAUAAAUUUCAUAAGAAGGAAAUGUCGUGAUGUAGCUUUAGUAAAAUUUUCUCCAAAGCAUUUUGCAUUUGCACGAAAAUAUGCUAUGAGAAGUAUCAACCUUUUUGGGGUUGAAGUUUUCGUUAGUGUUGAUCAGAGUAAUAUUUUGGCUCUAUCAAACUUACCAGCAGAUGCAAGGCUAAUUGAAGUUGAAUCUGAAUUAAGGAGGCUUUUGCCUCCUCUUAUAGAGUUUGAAAGAGUUGAACUAAAAUAUGAACCUCCAUUUGAAACCUCUUCAAAUGAUCUGCUAAUUAUUACACAAAAAAUAGAAGAUGUAUGCAGGAAACACACUAAACUUGUUGACUUCAAAGUAGUAGUUAAUAUGCCAAAACCAUCUGCCACUCUAAUGAAAGUAUAUAUAAAUGUUUCAAAUGAUGAAGAUAUCGUAUCAGCUUCUGACGAGCUUUCAAACAACUUAAAAUUCCUUUUUGGUGUUCAGUGUACGCCUAAUUUUAGUACUGUAAUUAAAUCCAGUCUCAAGAUUAUUAAUGCCCUACAACCUCGUUUUGAAGAAAAACUGAUAGAACUUGAAGAAAUGGUAAAGGAAAGAUUUGGUCACAAUGGUCUUUUUAAGUUUGAUAUUUUCCCAUUUGAUGAUCAAAUAUGCUCACUAAAAAUGGCUUCUAGUAACUAUGAAAUAUUACAAGCUUUGCAAAGGACUAUUUAUAGUUUGUUAGAAGGGGAUGUAUUGGACCACAAUUUUAAUAAAGACAUUGGUAAGUUACUUUGCCAUGGUGGACUGUUGCGGCUUAAAACUUUGGAAGAAUCUUUUGGUGUUCACAUUGUUUGUGAAUACAAGACUAAAUCAUUAAGAUUAUUUGGCUCUGCAGAGAAAUGUCACUCCGUUAAGCAACAAAUUCUUCAAUUUAUACUUGAAAUCGAAACAGAAACAGCUAAAGAGAUUUCUUUAGCUACUAAGAGCAAUAACAGAAUUCUACUGAAAACUUUAUUAGUUCAAUAUGGUGCUGACUUAGAAAAUUUUAUUGGUUCUUGUGGACUUAGAUUAGCUGUACUUAAUUUUAAGUCUUGUACACUGACCUUGCAUGGUGAUGAAGACAGCAUCAUUAAGGCUGAAUUUAUUUUAAAAGAAUUAGCCAGCAGUAUAGAUCUCAAUAAUUUUGCUGAUGUGUUAGACGAUGAAGAAGUUUGUCCUGUGUGUGUAUGUCGCGCUCAGAAUUUAACACAUCGCCUUGAGAUGUGUGGACAUUUAUAUUGUUUUGAAUGCCUACAAGCCUUAGUUCUUCAAGCUCAGUUUCCAAUAAAGUGCUGUUUAGAAGGAUGCAAUAAAGAACUUAUUUUAGAUGAUAUCAGCAAGGCACUUGAAUAUGACCAGGCAAAAUUGGAUGCCUUAUUGAAAAAGUCUAUGGAAAAGUAUCUGGAGGAUCAUAGGGAAGAAUAUAUUUAUUGCCCAGGACCAGAUUGCUCUAUGUUCUUCAAUAAAAAUGGCUUCUCUGAAUCCAAACAUACUUGUUCUUUGUGCCUCAAUGAUAUAUGUAUCAAGUGUAAUGUUGUGUAUCACCAAGGAUUUUCAUGUGAAAUGUAUCAAGGUUCAAAAAAUGAUCCUGAUUACUCAUUUAAAAUCUGGCAAAAAGAAUCAUCUGAAUGUAAACAAUGUCCCAAUUGCAACACUGCUAUUCAAAAAGAUGGAGGAUGUGAUCACAUGACAUGUAGAACUUGCCAUUCACACUUUUGUUGGGUUUGCGUACAAGAAUUUCCAGAUGCAGACGCUGUAUACAAUCACAUUCCUUUUUGUCCAAAACACCCCAGAUGGUGAUAAAUAUUGUUUUGUAACCCAAUUUGUUUUGUUAAUUAUGACUUGUUUUUCAUGAAAGAACUUUUCCAUUUACGUAAGAUAGUAUCUUAAAAUGUAAAUCCAUCCUGUAAAAAUAAGCUUAAAUUUUUACAGGAUGGAUUUUUUUUUUAUUGAUAAAUAUGUAUUGAUUUUUUUUAUGUUCAAAAUAUGUAAGGAUAGGAUAAUUUUUUUAUAAUAUGUAAUAUAAAAGUGUGUGGCAGAUAUGAUUAAUUAAACUCUUUAAUUAGUUUGUGGCAUGUCCAAUCAUAUAGUUAAGUAAUUCAAAUUUUCUAUAGCUCUAACUUCAGAUGCCGAAUUUUCAGUGUAUUUACUCUGAACUAAAAUUAGUGUACAUUGUACCAGGUCUUUAAGUAUUUGUGACUUUAGUUAACUUUAAAUUUUUAUUUUGCAAAAUAUUGAUUACUAAACAAUAUAUUUUACUAAAAUUGUAUGUCUUUAAACAAAAUGGAAAUAACUAUACCUUCAUUACUUAAUGCACCUUUGCGGCAUGUCCAAUCUUUUAGAGUGAGUUAAGUAAUUCAAAUUUUCUACAGCUUUAAUUUCAGAUGCAGAAUUUUAUGGUUAUUUACUUUUAAGUUAAAUUAGUGACAAUUUUACCAGAUCUUAAAGUAUGCAUGACUUUAGUUACUUUAAAUUUUUGUUUUGCGAAAUGUUGAUUACUACACAAUAUUAUUUACUAAAAUUUUAUAUUUUUUACGAAAUGAUAAUAACUAGUAUCACUUCAAGUAGCAUUUAAAAUUUCAUUCAUCUUUUUUGAAAGUGGUAAUGCUAUCAAAUGUAACAAAACCUAAAUUCUUAAAUAUUCAUCAGUGCUUUAUGUGUUACGUUAUUUCAUAAAAUUGAAUUUUGAAUAAAUGUCAAAAGAUAUUGAGGCGUGUAUUUUUUAGCAACUUAAAAGUCGUGCAAUUAAAAAGUCUUGUGUUUCCUUAACGUUGCAAAUUUUUUUUGAACAAGCAUAUGCUUUUAGGAAUAUAACAGGAAGAUAAAUAUUGAAUUAAAUCACAGAUCCUGAUUGAUUUAGUAUUGAACAGAAAUACCGCUUGCUAACACAUGAAUUGCUGAAUUGAAACUAAAAUUUGCUAUGAAGCUGUAAUGAAUUUUCAUUUCACUGUGUAUAAAACAAAUUGUUUUCAAUUUUUGUAUUAUUUACUUUAAAUUUAAAAAUUAUACUAUAAUCUUAUAUUUAUGCUCAACAUUUGUAUUGUGCCUUAUACUUUGAAAUAUUCAUGUAUUUUGUUAUUAUAUUUUGUAUAUUUUCUAUUUUUUUUUUACACUUAAUGUUAACACAAAUCAAAAAUAUGAGCAUUUAGUGGAGAGAGUUACAAAAAAGAUUAAAUAUUUAGUCUAUUAAGCUAGUCUACAUUAUUUGCCAAACUUUGAAAUAUCUUUGUUGAUUAUAAAACAUUGUAAAAUAUUGUUAUUUUUACAUUGUAAACAUAAAGAUGUAAGAAAUUAUAUAUCUUUUGGUAAAACUGUCAUUUAAAUAUCACUUUUAUAAAAUAAACUUUGUGUAUAAAGGAA